Iphiclides podalirius (scarce swallowtail) is the source of this 1107-nucleotide messenger RNA. The record is from the annotation of a GenBank genome assembly. NCBI's taxonomy places the organism in Eukaryota, Metazoa, Arthropoda, Insecta, Lepidoptera, Papilionidae.
AUGCACCUCGCCCGGACAACGUGUCGCCUGCAAACAGCACUCCAGAUCGAGGUGCGCAACCGUUGCCGCGACGGAUUUAGCCCGCCGUCUGGUACGCGUCUAGGCUAUUUGUAUUUGGGUCUUGGCAUUGGUCAUUCGGCGGUCUGGCGGCCGAUCGGGUUGAACGACACCGGAGACAAUGCCGUGAUGAGCGGGAAACGAACGCGGAGCUAUAGAUGUGCAGUACACCAGCGAGAUCGCGAGGUCAGCUCCGAGAACGACUUCCAUCUGCUUCUUGAAGAUCCAACCUUAUUCGCCAGGAUGGUCCAUUUGGUGGCGAUGGAGGUCCUCCCGGAGGAGAGGGACCGGAAGUACUACCAGGAGCGGUACACGUGCUGUCCACCGCCACUCUUCAUCAUCUGCGUAACGCUUUUGGAGCUGGGCGUGUUCGCUUGGUACGCGUGGGGCUCGGGCGGGGUCGCGGCUGCCGCCGGGCCGGUGCCCGUCGACUCGCCGCUCGUGUACCGGCCCGACAGGCGGCGCGAGCUCUGGAGGUUCCUCACCUACAGCGUGGUCCACGCCGGCUGGCUGCACCUCGCCUUCAACCUGCUCGUUCAACUGGCGGUCGGUCUACCGCUGGAGAUGGUGCACGGCGCAGUGCGCUGCGGCGCCGUGUACUUGGCGGGCGUGCUAGGCGGCUCUUUAGCGGCUUCGGUGCUCGACCCGGACGUGUGCUUAGCGGGCGCGUCCGGCGGCGUGUACGCACUGCUCGCCGCGCACUUGGCGAACGCGCUGCUCAACUUCCACGCGAUGCGGUACGGCGCCGUGCGGCUGGUGGCCGCGCUGGCGGUCGCCUCGUGCGACGUCGGCUUCGCGGUGCACGCGCGCUACACCAAGGAGGCGCCGCCAGUGUCGUACGCGGCGCACGUGGCGGGCGCCCUGGCCGGCCUCACGAUCGGCCUGCUGGUGCUGAAGCACGCGCAGCAGCGCCUCUGGGAGCGGCUGCUCUGGUGGGCGGCGCUCGGCGCCUACGCGGCGUGCACGCUCUUCGCGGUGCUGCACAACCUGCUCGCCGCGCCCGCGCCCGACCUCCACUACCUGCCGCCCGACCCGCCCGACGUCGGCUUC